Molecule: messenger RNA, 381 nt
Organism: Cloeon dipterum
Lineage: Eukaryota; Metazoa; Arthropoda; Insecta; Ephemeroptera; Baetidae
Product: protein yellow-like
Exons: 2
Coding region: 1-381 (126 amino acids)
Source: RefSeq, a predicted model, not a curated record
AUGGUUCCGUCCUUUUGUGCAUUGUUCUUUCUCGGCCUUUCUUCCCUGGCCACGGCCGUUAACUUCACUCAGGUGUUUGAGUGGCCCGAUGAUUGGGACUACGAGUGGCCGUCGGAGGGAGAUGGAACUUUCAAACCACAGAAUAUUCAACCUAUUUACAUGGCUGUGUACGAAACAAGGAUCUUCCUCAGCCUUGAUAGAUACUAUGAUGGCAUUCCGGUGACUCUGGUGUCUUUGCCGACGAGCAGCGCGUCCUCUGCAUCCCCGAAACUUACUCUAUUCCCUUCGUGGGAAAUGCAAGAAUUUGGACACUGCAACAAAAUUGAAGAAGCAAAAGGGCUGGAAGUGGACUCCAUUGGAAGGCUGUGGGUGGUUUCCUGA